AUGACCUACCAGACCAUGGCGCAGAUCUUCAUGGGUCUCGCGCAGGUCGGCGCCUGGGGGUGCUUCGACGAGUUCAACCGCAUCUCAAUCGAGGUGCUGUCGGUGGUCUCGACGCAGUACAAGACCAUCCUGGACGCCAUCCGCGCCGGCGCCAAGAGCUUCCUGUUCAUGGAGGAGGACAUCCGCCUCGUCAGGACGGUCGGAGCCUUCAUCACCAUGAACCCCGGGUACGCGGGCCGCACCGAGCUGCCCGAGAACCUCAAGGCGCUCUUCCGCUCCGUGGCGAUGAUCGUCCCCGACCUGCGCUUCAUCUGCGAGAACAUGCUGAUGUCAGAGGGCUUUAUUAUCGCCCGGCCCCUCGCGCACAAGUUCGUGACGCUCUACUCGCUCUGCAGGGAGCUCCUCUCCAAGCAGAUGCACUACGACUGGGGCCUGCGCGCCGUGAAGUCGCUGCUGCGCCAGGCGGGCUCCCUGAAGCGCCAGGAGCCCGAGGCUGACGAGAACGUGGUGCUCUGCCGGGCUCUCCGCGACUUCAACGUGCCGAAGAUCACGACGCAGGACAUGCCGAUCUUCCUGCGCCUGAUCCAGGACUGGACCUAUUCCCUGGCAUCAACCCCGAGCCGUUCCAGGACCUCAAGUUCGAGAAGGUCUGCGCGGACAUCAUCCGGAAACGCAAGCUGCAGGCUGACCCCGGCUUCGUCCAGAAGGUGCAGGGACUGCUGGACAUCCUGCACGUCCGGCACUGCUGCUUCAUCAUCGGCCCCACUGGCUGCGGUAAGACCGAGUGCUGGAUGUCGCUGA
Molecule: messenger RNA, 801 nt
Organism: Prorocentrum cordatum
Lineage: Eukaryota; Dinophyceae; Prorocentrales; Prorocentraceae
Source: the annotation of a GenBank genome assembly